Molecule: messenger RNA, 1150 nt
Organism: Nicotiana attenuata
Lineage: Eukaryota; Viridiplantae; Streptophyta; Magnoliopsida; Solanales; Solanaceae
Product: light-harvesting complex-like protein 3 isotype 1, chloroplastic
Exons: 3
Coding region: 124-924 (266 amino acids)
Source: RefSeq, a predicted model, not a curated record
AGCAAACGAAUCCAAAAGCCCCUCCCCCAUUUCUGCGGCUAAGGAUUGUUUGAAAGAUCAGUAUACCAAUGUCCUAAAAGCUCUUCUUUUUCUCUGCCAUUACCUCUUCAACCAGCUACGAUAAUGUCAAUGGCCUUAUUCUCAGCUCCUCCGCUACAUUUCCCAACUCUCUCUCCUUCAAAACAUCACUCAACCCACAAACCUUAUCCUUUUCUAACUUUAAAGAAACCCCAUCUCUCUUUCUUGGUUUCUCCGAGAGCUCUUGAUAAUGGGUCAAGUGGUGUAGUUGCUACUUCUGCUGUCACUGUUGAGCCAGAAAUACCUGAAGAAAAAGCUCAGGAUAGUGCUGUGAAAGCUGAGGAGUCAAAUGAGGCUUCUUUGGACACUAAUGGGUCAGCGCCGGUUGUAUCCACCGGAGCUCCGGCACCGGAUACUGUAAAAAAAUUUCAAGAUCCUAGAUGGGUUAGUGGGACUUGGGAUUUGAAUCAGUUUAAGAAAGAUGGAGAGACCCAUUGGGAUUCUGUUAUUGAUGCUGAGGUUCGGAGAAGGAAAUGGUUGGAAGAUAAUCCAGAGUCGUCAAGUAAUGAAGAACCUGUGCUUUUUGACACCUCCAUUAUUCCUUGGUGGGCAUGGAUGAAGAGAUUCCAUCUCCCUGAAGCUGAACUUCUCAAUGGUCGUGCUGCAAUGGUUGGUUUCUUUAUGGCCUAUUUUGUGGAUAGCUUGACUGGUGUAGGCCUUGUCGAUCAAAUGGGCAACUUCUUUUGCAAAACACUAUUGUUUAUAGCUGUGGCUGGUGUGCUUCUGAUCCGCAAGAAUGAGGAUAUAGAAACAGUCAAAAAGUUGAUUGAAGAGUCUACUUUUUAUGACAAGCAGUGGCAAGCAUCUUGGAAAGAUGAGAACUCACGCAGUUCAAAGGACUCUUGAACAUAGUUCUCACAUAAUCUUUGAUCUUCAUGUAUUUAGUUGGAUGACUGCAAUCAGGAGAUCUCACGAUGCUAGUCAAAAGAGAGCGUAGAAUUGUAUUCACCAUUUUGUUUUUGUUCUUAAUGUAUCUUCUUUCCUUUCUUAUUUUGUUUUCUGGCAAUGAUUUAUUUUUUCUUGUCUUGUAAACAAAUUUUUAGCUGAUCUAUAAUAGUUCUAUUUCAUCAGA